Rhipicephalus microplus (southern cattle tick) is the source of this 625-nucleotide messenger RNA. RefSeq lists its product as uncharacterized. The record is from RefSeq and is a predicted model, not a curated record. Gene Ontology annotation, biological process: symbiont-mediated perturbation of host defenses. Lineage: Eukaryota; Metazoa; Arthropoda; Arachnida; Ixodida; Ixodidae. Gene Ontology annotation, molecular function: amine binding.
AUGGCAAAUGCUACCAAGAGGGCACUUGUUAGAACGUCCACCUUUCUGCUUUUGUUAGCUCAUGCUCUUGGUGAAGUGAGCCACCGGUUUGACGACAACGUCCUCGAUACUUUCGACAUAUUGCGAUUUUUCGACCGUGGCGUAGCCAUAUACGACGUGGACGGUGAUGGAGACCUCGACUGCGUUACUGCUGUUCGAACCGAAUUUAUUGAGGAACCCCUAGGAGCAACAUAUGUUCUGCUCUUCAAAGGCCUUGGCGGGAACCAACCACGCAACAUAACAAUUCACGCCACACCAGGACCGACACCUGAGACAGAUCGCUUUAAGAUUGAUGAUGAUUAUGAUUUCGUGCAAGAAGGCCAAUUUUACUACACAAACUACAAAAACUGUGUCGUGAUGGAGCAUCCAUAUGAAGGUGUCCGCGAGUGCCUACUGUGGACCAUGACGAAAACAUUUCAUGACAUCCCCGACGACUGCAUGACCGUGUACAAGAACACAUGCAAAGAUGCGAUGAAGCCCUAUGACAAAGAAAGCUGCUCGGAAAUAUUUCACUAGGAACACAAUUUCUUGGGAAUAAACUCACACUGAUAAACUGUAAUUUUUCAGUAAGAUCAAGAGAAUAGAG